CAUGGCCACAGCAAAGUUUAAGCUAAUCUCCUGGACACACUGACAUUAUAGUAGUUAAGGGAAAAACAUCACCAGAAUGAAUCUGCAUCACUUUCACCUGGCAAAAUGUGGAUUUUGCGCACUGAUCUUGCUCGUGCUGAUGUAUCAGGUAUCCUCUGCGCCAUUAGUGACUUCUGAGGUGCGAUCAGAUCUUCAGUCAUCACAUAUCCUGCACCGCAAGAUACGAAUGUCCCCUUUGUGGCGAAUUAUGGGGUUCAAACCAUACGGAGCGUACUGCCAUGACAGCAUAGAGUGCACUACUGGAUUAUGCAGGAAUGGUCAUUGUUCUUUUAAUGAGCCUGUUCAUUCAUAGCGGAGUGGAAGACUGAAACAUAUUCAUGUAUGAGUCAACCGACAUACUAUUUUAUGGCCAUAUUUUGUGUGUAUGUUGCAAGCACUUUAAUUUUUGAACUGUGGUCUAUGUAGCACAAAUACUUACUGUUAAGAGCGUGCGGAGAAGUCUGACUUGAAAAGUUACAUUGGUUUCACUUUAGAUGUUUUAUGUUCUAAGCAUUUAAUAACCUUAUUUAGUGGUCAUUAACAUAUUUGACUUGGCCCAAACUUUUUUUUUACAAUACAAUACUGUAAGCAUUUUAAUUAAAAAACUAGAGCUGAGCAUGAGUAAUUUGAAGACCAUUUUAAGAGCUAUAUGUGUAUAAAUAAUUGUAUUCAUGCGAUAUUUGAUAAAGUACUGUAUUUGAUAAGCUAUGAGAAGGCCUGUGUAGUAUCGACCCUAUAGGCACAGUGCCGGUAAGAGAACGUGCACAGUUGCACACAUCUUUCUCAGGAUGGUCUGAGUCGUCUGAAUCCAUCUAAUGACAAAGGCCCCUAAAGUUAGUGAGAGGAGUAUUUGCACAAGAAUGUACUGUAACAAACUGAUGUCAUUGUACUGUGAACGACCUCCACAUGUACCAAGAUUGCAUGUCCUUCUCUGACAUGAAAGAGCAAAGUUUAUGUUUGUCAAAUAAAACACUAAAAAUAC
This is a messenger RNA of Pimephales promelas (fathead minnow), 1021 nucleotides long. Its product is annotated as liver-expressed antimicrobial peptide 2. NCBI's taxonomy places the organism in Eukaryota, Metazoa, Chordata, Actinopteri, Cypriniformes, Leuciscidae. The record is from RefSeq and is a predicted model, not a curated record. Gene Ontology annotation, biological process: antimicrobial humoral immune response mediated by antimicrobial peptide; defense response to bacterium.